ACUUUGAAAACUCGCCUCUAGUACUGCAGUGCAUCUGAUUAUUUCGCCCAGCUCGGCUGGAUAGACUUCUGUACCAGUUGCGAGUAACUUCGCCGCGGCGAGAUUUCUCCAAAAACAAAUUGAGCGACGGAAAAUUCCAAUCGUUCCGCGAACUCGGAGUCCGUGCCGCUGCCGUUGGUGCCCCGUUGUGAUUUGAGCUCAAAUCGGAAAUCUCGCGUGCAAUUGGAUAAAGGGCAGCUGAAAAGACGGUCGCAAUGCUAAAAAUAACCCGCGGUUCGGUGGCGAAGAAUUUUUCCAGAAACUCGUAGUGCAUUGGACGGGAAACUCGGAAGUGAUGGCAAGUGUUUGGUAGGAGCUGCUCGGACCUGAUUUCCGCCUCCGAUUGGGACGAGAUUUGUGGGAGUACCUUCGAUUCGCGGCGCUGAAUUGAUCGUGGCGUGGAGGAAGCAGGUAAAAGGCUUCUGAUGUUUUGUUGUGAGGAGGCACAAAGAAGGACCACGGAGACUGCCUCGCACCUGUCGAGGGUUCAGUGAUGUGACAGUUGUGGGAUGCGUGUUGGGAAGCUGCUGUUGCAAUUGUCAAUGUCGCGCCGCCGCCGAUAAAAUAAAUUGAAAACGAAAACAUUCACGGCGCACGGGAGGCCUUUAACCUCGCGGCACCCAGACGUCACUCGGUUUUGUUUUCGUUUCUCUCUUUGCUGACAUUUUGCAAGCGUGAAAGACAACAAUGGCACGAGUUGCACAUUAGUGAGCUGCAGUCGCCGAUCUCAGUGCGAUUUUGUGAAUUAUCUCGGAGUUGUGAUUUAGUUUCUAGACUGCGGAAAUGUCGGUCGCUGGUAGCUCGGCGGAACACGAGCUGGAGAACGGUACGGUCAGUGCGAGUGAGCCGGGAAGCUCGACGAACGCGCCCACCGCACAGGUCCCGUCGUCGUCUUCGCCUACGAAAGGCGGAGUGGACCUGCCGUUCGGGCCGAAUAGCGAGAUUUUGAACCAGCCGCAAUCGCCACCGCAUAAUUACCGUCACUCGCGUGCCUACAGACAUUUCAAGAACCCACCGCAGCCCCACAUGUGCAUCCGAGUGACCACGGUGGGCGGCGAGGAGGUUUUCAUCAACGUCUUGAGCUGGACGAGGAUUGUGGUGCCGCAGGAGCCGACGGACCCUAUUCCACUCUACGGCGGCAUGAAGGUCCCACCCGGCAGCCCCAGGUGUCCGCCGCUUGUCUACGCUGUCAUGGCUAAUCCGGAAGUGCUGAAGGAUUCCGGGCGACACAGCAAGGACCCAGAGGAACGCCGGGCUAUGAUUGAGUUAAUGUGCGAUUUCGUAGAAGCUAUGAAUCCUGAUCUCAAGUUAAACAGAAACGCUGUUAUUCUCAAAGAUCGUGAUAUAUCGGGGGAGCUAAAAGAUGUUUGGAAUGCAGUACAAGCGCAACGUGAUCGCGAGCGUGAAGAGCAAAUGAUGCAACAGCACAAUCAUGUACCGCCGCCACAACAAAUGUUUUUUCCCCAAAAACAUGAGUCCUCCCCGCAAAACGCCCAACAGAACGCAUCGCAAAAAGUCCCACAAACAUCACAAAACUCAUCGCAAAAAAUCUCACAAACAUCAUCGCCGACAAACCCACAAAACCCAUCAAACAUAAAUGCUUCUGACAAUAAGGUGACAUACAUGGAAUUCGGACCCGAGACAGCUUUGUCUCAGAAUUCUAAUUCUACGGAACCUAAUUCAUCAGACAACACCAAUCCACCAAAUACGGUGGCACAAAGUGCAAUUAACAAUAAUAAUGCAAAUAACGUAAAAAAUAGUGUGAAUGAUGUUAGAGAAAAGAUGGAUGUCGUAGUUGUGGAAGACUCAAAAAAUGGAUUAGAUCAAACUGAUUCGUCGAAAUCAUUGAAAAUUGGUGCUAAGGAUCAAAUGACAAAUAAUACGGCGAACAAUGGGGGUCGAAAUAGUAAGAGUCAGAACGGUGCCUCCCCGACAAAUGAAUCUCAGUCAACGGCCAUAACAUUACCUGGUUCGGAAAUCGCGCUCGGAAAAUCUGCAGAGGCCACAUCAACUGCAACGAGUCCAGUUUCAUCGACCCCCACCUCGGCCUCGUCUACCACCACAAACUCGUCUUCAUCGUCGACUGCCUGCACCACGACCUCAACAACUACGAAAAAGGAGAAAUUAGGUGGAUUCCUUCCGAACAGUUGCAUAUUCCCACGCUUUAAAAAUAAGAAUAAAGAUAAAAACAAGGAAAAAGAUAAGGACAAGGAGAAAGAUAAAGAUAAAGAGAAGUCAUCUAAUCACAGUUCUAAAGAGAAGACACUUCUCAACUCGUUGAAGAAAACAACAACUGCCGCUACAAACGCUUUUACCAAGUCGCAAACGCACCACGAAGACUCUACAUCGAAUGCCGUCAAAAACUGCUUGAAUCUGGAAGCGGAAAUGGAAAAGAUUGAUCUCAACAAAAUGGACACUCCACAUGCUAAUGACGUUCUCAUUAAGGUUGCCACGCCUGCAGCUAAAUGAAAAAAACUUCUUCAAUCGAUUGUGGAUUAUGGAUAAGAGUUAAUAAGGAUCUCUCGUAAAAAAUGAAGAGUAUUUUCUGUAAAAAAAUAUGCGAACCAAAUAUUUGGCAAUAAUUAAACAUAAGACACCAAAUUAAAUCACUAUUCGGCCAUUUUACGAUUAACAACAUAAACAAUUAAAAAAUAAAGAUACUCCAUAAAAUUAUUUAAAGAUUGCUUUCAUCUGCGCCUUGAUCUGUAACUAGCACGCUCUAUUGCGUGCAUUCCGAACAAAAGGUUGUAAACAUUUGUAUUUUAGUUGAAUUUUUUUUCUAGAUUCAGGGCUAAUUCGUAUUAGCUCCAUAAGAACAUAAAAACAAAAAUAGAUUUGUAACUAACUAACAAAAUCAACCACUCGAAGAAACUCGAUUAGCAGAAUUAAUUUAAGAUUGUUUAGUAAAUGUGCACAGAUCACUAUGUUUAAGCGCAACAUUCACACCAACAAUAAAUAGUUCAAAUGAAUUUGCAAUCAAUUUCGUAGUAUUUAUGUUAGCAGUUAUAUUUCUGAAGGAACUAUGUUUCCUGAUUUUAUUUUGUAGCCAUUUGUAGGCGUAUGAAAUUACUUUUUAUUUGUAAUACAAAUCUAGCUAAAAUUAUUAUUAUAUCAAUUACGAAAACGAGCAAAAUUCAUAUUACAAUAAGUAAGCAGACGAAAGAACUUAAUCGUUAACAUUAUGAACGAAAAGCGAAAUUUAUGCAAGAGCUGACAACAAAAAGAUCACUACCGAUAAAGUAACAUUAAAAGGAAAUAAACCUAGGCAUGAUCUUCUGUAAUUUACACAUAAAUAUUAAGCAUUAGCUAAUAACACCAGAAUAGUGAAAGAAAAUGGAAAAGAUUUGUAAAAAGUUAAUUUAAGCGAUAAAAGAUUAAUUCAUUGCUCUUGUAUUUUUUAGCGUUUAAAGAAAUGAAUGAUAUACAGUUUUUAUAUUAUGAAAAGAAAAAUAUAUCAAAUGUAAAAUUA
Hermetia illucens (black soldier fly) is the source of this 3508-nucleotide messenger RNA. RefSeq lists its product as uncharacterized. NCBI's taxonomy places the organism in Eukaryota, Metazoa, Arthropoda, Insecta, Diptera, Stratiomyidae. The coding region runs from base 823 to 2508 and encodes 561 amino acids. The record is from RefSeq and is a predicted model, not a curated record. The transcript is spliced from 5 exons. Gene Ontology annotation, cellular component: cytoplasm.